AUGGCUACUUCAAUUUCUGCAACUGGGUUUAAGGGAGGUUUUGGGACUUCCUUUAAGGGAAGUUGGGGUACUUCAAUUGUUGGUGAAGACUAUGCCAUGUUGGUUAAGUCAGUGCCAAACCAUGUUAGAGUUGCAAAGCCAGUGAAAUUGCCUCCCAUGAUGAAGAAUGUUAAUGAAGGAAAGGGUCUUUUUGCACCUCUUGUUGUUGUCACACGUCAAAUAAUUGGCAAGAAAAGGUUCAAUCAGCUUAGAGGCAAAGCAAUUGCUCUACACUCACAGGUGAUUACCGAAUUCUGCAAAUCCAUAGGAGCAGAUGCAAAACAAAGGCAAGGACUGAUUAGGUUGGCCAAGAAGAAUGGAGAAAGACUUGGAUUCCUUGCUUGA
Messenger RNA from Dovyalis caffra, 384 nucleotides. Lineage: Eukaryota; Viridiplantae; Streptophyta; Magnoliopsida; Malpighiales; Salicaceae. The record is from the annotation of a GenBank genome assembly.